AUGGGGGCGCUUUACGACAGCAUGCUGCCACCGGAGACGGUCGACUUGCGUCCCUUGCCACCAGUGCUGCAGCAAGGGCUGACCGCACUGAGUGUCGUUGGGUGCAUCUCGCUCUUUUCAUCCAGUGCCCUCUUCUGCCACCUCACAUUCAAAAUUGUCCGGUGGAAGCAAAAGACUGCGGCACGGUCAAAAGCAGCAGCAGCAGCAGCAGCAGCAGCAGCAGCGGGCUCAAUUCCGGGCAGUAUCUACCACGAGCCGCUGUCACCAACAAUGGACCUUGCACUCGGCCUGGCAGAACGGCACUUUCAUGUCGACUUUGACACAACCAGCCAAAAUCAGAUUCCGCAGCCACUUCGGAAGACUACAGGAAUCAAGUUGUUCAAAAAGUGGCCAUUAUGGGCCGGCCGAAAGCAGAUGCCGCCGUCUGACGACGCGACAGCCGCUCAGGUCGUGCGAGAAAAGGCCGAGCUGAACCAGUUCCUCCUUCUCCUCUACAACUUGCUGCUGGCCGACAUGCAUCAGUCCUUGGCUUUUAUGCUCAACGCCGUCUGGGUGAAAAACGACGCCUUUAUCAUCAAAAGCAGCACAUGUUGGUCACAGGGCUUCUUUGUGUCCAACGGCGAUCUGUCUGCGAGUCUGUUCAUCGCCGCCAUCGCCAUCCACACAUACUCCGUCAUCUCCCGGGGCUACAAACCACCGCAGUGGGUGGUGAAUGCAGCGUGCAUCAGCAUCUGGGUCUUCACCUAUGGGCUGGCGCUCAUCGGCAUUGCAGCCACCCGGAACGGGGCAACCAGUGACGGGUUCUAUGUCCGCGCUUCAGCAUGGUGCUGGAUCAACCAGCAAUUUGAGACGCUCCGUCUUGUUACGCACUACCUCUUCAUCUUCAUCACACUGGCACUCACAUCGCUCCUGUACACUCUCGUCUUCCUUUCUCUCCGCCGAAAACAGAAGCUCCAACAACGGCAGCAAGAGCAACGCCUGAAGCUGGCUCCCAAUCACAGUCUUUCUCAAUUUCAAGCAAGCAAGUCCAGCGUCAAUAUCCGGCUGGCACCCAUUGCCAUUCCGUCGCCCGGCCCUGCUAGUCCUAUCAUCGCGGCCGUGGAUCUCGAAAACAAUGGCAAUGACAACAACAACGAGACGGCCAUGGGCGACAGUCUGCGCCACCCAGGCUUCCUCAUCUAUCCCAUUAUCUAUGUUGUUUGCACUCUGCCUCUGGCACUGGGUCGUAUUGCCACCAUGGCCGGUGCCGAGGUGCCACUAGGCUACUUUUGCGCUGCAGGUGCGCUCAUCACCAGCAACGGAUGGCUCGACGUCCUUCUCUGGGGUUCCACGCGCCGCAACAUUGUCUUUGGUGACGUGGGCGAAGAAGAUGUUGGCGUCAACACCUUUGCCUUUAUGCGCACGCCGCCCAACCGUCGAUUUGGCAACAUGGUGUGGGUAGAGGGGGGCGUCAACAACAGGAACAGCAGCAACAGGACCAAUCACAUGGGGCAAUUCAAACACACAAGCAGCCACGAGAGCAGCAACACCAGCAGUCGCAUGGACACGAGCCGCUACAGCCAGAGCAGCAGCCAGGACCGUGGCAGCAGCACGACGCCCAUCGGCGAGGCCGUGCGAGGCGUCCGUGACAUAGUCCUGCGCGGGCCUCGUGGCUGGCGCGAGCUGGGUACAAGCAGUCUCGGAGUCACCGGUCUGGGCAUUGGCAGCGGCGACAGCGGCGCCAUUGCGUGCUGGGGAGGGGGUGGGCUGGCCAUCCAAAUGGAAAUGGAGACGAGCGUUGUCGUUGAGAUUGAAACUGCCCCACAAACGCCAUCACGGUUACGAGCGCCGAGCACAUCGAUGCCGGCAUAUGAUGAGAAGGACAUGCCAGAUCUGCCUCCCAUUCAAUAG
Molecule: messenger RNA, 1890 nt
Organism: Sporothrix brasiliensis 5110
Lineage: Eukaryota; Fungi; Ascomycota; Sordariomycetes; Ophiostomatales; Ophiostomataceae
Exons: 3
Coding region: 1-1890 (629 amino acids)
Biological process (GO): adenylate cyclase-activating G protein-coupled receptor signaling pathway
Cellular component (GO): plasma membrane
Molecular function (GO): G protein-coupled receptor activity
Source: RefSeq, a predicted model, not a curated record